Pseudomassariella vexata is the source of this 817-nucleotide messenger RNA. Its product is annotated as AIG2-like family-domain-containing protein. Bases 158 to 724 code for a protein of 188 amino acids. The transcript has 4 exons. Lineage: Eukaryota; Fungi; Ascomycota; Sordariomycetes; Amphisphaeriales; Pseudomassariaceae. The record is from RefSeq and is a predicted model, not a curated record.
UUGCCCCACAGAUGAACAUUUUAGUACAAGACAGACUGCCCUAUUCAUUCUUAUCAUUCAGGCAUUUUUUAGGAAAACGACAUAAUUCCGACACACUAUCGCUGCCUUUGGGGUCAUUCUUGACAUAGAUCAAGCGCGCAAACAACCAACGCCUACCAUGUCAUCUCAAUCGCCGUCGGAGACUGGUGACUCCAACCGACACACCGCAUUCUUCUAUGGCACUCUGAUGGCCCCUGAGGUAUUCUUCACAGUCUGCUACAGAUCCUCAACCACAGAUGUGAAGACUCUCAAAAGUCUGCACGAAUUCAAGCCCGCAAUCCUACACGGCUACUGCCGACGUCGCGUUAAGGACGCCGACUACCCUGGCAUCGUCAAGGAGGACAACCAUCAAGUUCGCGGCAUGUAUGUGAAUGGCCUGACGGAUGCCAACAUGUUCCAUCUUGAUGCGUUUGAAGGCUCAGAGUACGAGCGCGUGACAGUCAAGGUGCGACUGCUAGAGAAAGUCGGCGACGAUAAGGAAGAGGGCAAUGUGGAAGGCGACGAAGUCGACUGCAGUGUCUAUGUUUUCGUGUGUCCCAACGAGCUGGAGGACCGCGAGUGGGAUUUUGAGGAGUUCCGCACGCAGAAGAUGAAGCGCUGGACCCGAGAGGAUUACGGUUUUGAGGAUGCCGAACACUUCAGCACUAAACAGGUCGAUGAGGGCGAGAAGGAAGCAGCCGUCUAACCAUGAGAUUCGGCGCUGAAUUCCGGACGCAAUCAGCAGAUUUGGAGCCUCAUGUAUGAGGGGCCCCCAAAGCAAUCUGCAACGUUACACAGA